Messenger RNA from Chara braunii, 1524 nucleotides. The record is from the annotation of a GenBank genome assembly. Lineage: Eukaryota; Viridiplantae; Streptophyta; Charophyceae; Charales; Characeae.
GUGUGCGACCGGCGACCGCGUUCUAUAAUUAUUAUAAGCAAAAUCUGGAGGAGGGUAUGUAUCUAGUUUAUGUCUCUGCAGCAGGCGAGCCGGUGAAAAUGCCGCCGGAGAUAGAGGGAGUAGUUGCUAAGUACCCUGAUCUAUUUGAAGAGCCGACAGGGGUUGUGGAGAGGGAGGCCGUCCACGCGAUAGAGAUUAUCCCAGGGUCUAGCAUCCCAAAGGGUAGGAUCUAUCGAAUGUCUCCAGGCGAGCUUGAUGAGCUUCGUUGGCAACUCAAGGAACUCGUAGAGAAGGGUUGGAUCCGGCCGAGUGUUUCUCCUUAUGGAUCUCCAAUCCUAUUCGUACCGAAGAAGGCGGGAACACUGAGGAUGUGCAUUGACUAUAGGGGCCUCAAUGCCAUCAUUGUCAAGAACAGAGAGCCCCUACCGCGCAUCGACGAGUUGCUAGAUAGAGUGCAAGGGUGUCGGUACUUCAGUAAGAUAGAUCUGAAGUCCGGGUACCAUCAGGAUCAACACAAAACCUCUUUUCAGACGAGGUACGGUCUGUACGAGUUUGUGGUGAUGCCUUUCGACCUUUGCAAUGUUCUUGGCACCUUUCAACAUGCUAUGAAUCGGAUAUUUCAUGACUACUUGGAUAAGUUUGUCAUCGUGUACCUCGAUGACAUACUUAUUUUUAGUAGGAUUGUCGAGGAGUAUGUAACUCACUUGGACAAAGUCCUAAGUCUCCUUCGACAACACAAGUUCAAGAUCAACGGUGAGAAGUGCGAGUUUGGCUGCACCCGUAUCUUGUACUUGGGUCAUGAGAUUUCCGCGGAGGGAUUGAAGCCCGAUGACGCGAAGGUGGCCAACAUUCGUGACUGGCCGCGUCCUCAGUCUGUGACUGAGAUGAGAUCUUUCUUAGGGAUGACUGGCUACUACCGCAAUUUUGUCAAGAACUAUAGCAUAGUGGCCGCCCCUUUGACUGACCUGACCCGCCUUGACACCCCGUGGGAGUGGACAGACAGGUGCGAGGCUGCUUUCAGACAUCUGAAGCAUGCGUUGACGCAUCAUGAAGUCUUAAAACUUCCAGAUCCUGACAAGCCGUUCAUAGUAACCACGGAUGCCAUCCAAUACGACAUUGGCGCCGUGCUAGCGCAGCAGGAGGGGCCAAAGUUAAGGCCAGUCGAGUACAUGUCCAAGAAGAUGUCGUCUCAGAAGUUGGCUAAGUCCACUUAUGAGAAAGAGCUCUACGCGAUCUACAAGGCACUGACCCAUUGGAGGAAUUAUCUCCUUGGGAGGUUCUUCAUCGUUAGGACUGAUCAUCAGACCCUGAAGUGGAUGAGAACCCAACCAGUGCUCUCCGGUGCACUGAAGCGUUGGAUCGAAGUCAUUGAGCAGUAUGACUUCGAACCGCAAUAUCUCAAAGGGGAGUACAACAAAGUUGUUGAUGCCUUUGUUGCGCAGACCUGACUUCUUGGGCUGUCGAACAGAUGCACAAGGCACAGGCGGCGACGAUAGAGUCUGAGAACAAACACCGCCGCCCAUC